This is a messenger RNA of Pungitius pungitius (ninespine stickleback), 1117 nucleotides long. RefSeq names its product inosine-uridine preferring nucleoside hydrolase-like. The record is from RefSeq and is a predicted model, not a curated record. Lineage: Eukaryota; Metazoa; Chordata; Actinopteri; Perciformes; Gasterosteidae. Bases 86 to 1042 code for a protein of 318 amino acids. Gene Ontology annotation, molecular function: hydrolase activity, hydrolyzing N-glycosyl compounds. The transcript is spliced from 8 exons.
GUCUUCGGAACAGUGCGUUCAGCCUCUCCACUCUCCGCAAAGACAUCAGAAGACAUCCGUCAGGAUCCGCUCACCAGAACGCAGGAUGAAGAAGAAGCUGAUCCUGGACGUGGACACAGGCGUGGACGACGCUCAGGCCAUCAUGAUGGCGGUCACCGCCCCCGACGUGGAGAUCCUGGGGAUCACCUGCUGCCACGGCAACACGCCGCUGGAGAACGUCCUCCAGAACACGCUGCGCGUGCUGAAAGUCUGCGGCCGCCUGGACAUCCCGGUGCACCGCGGCUGCUCCACCCCCCUGCUGGCCCGCGCACAACACGCCGGGGACUACCACGGGAAGGACGGCCUGGGGGAAGUCCCGGACCCGGACGCCCCCGGCCUGGAGCUGCUGCAGAAGAGGAAAGCUGCGCAGGCGUUGGUCAAGAUGGUGAAGGAGAACGCCGGAGAGGUGACUCUGGUCGCCACGGCGCCCCUCACCAACCUGGCCGUGGCGGUGCAGCUGGACCCCUCCUUCCCGAAGAAGCUAAAGGCCCUCUACAUCAUGGGUGGAAACGUGGAAUCCAGGGGCAACACCACCGUGUGCGGGGAGUUCAACUUCGUGGCUGACCCCGAGGCGGCCUACAUCGUGCUGGACCGCUUCACCUGCCCCACCUACAUCGCCUCGUGGGAGUUCACCUGCAGGAACAGCCUGCCGUGGUCUUUCUGUGACACGUUGAUGGCUCAGAACACAGAGAAGGCCCGCUUCAUGAAGAAGAUUUCGGCCUUUUCGAGGAAGAAAGCUGAGUCGGCGGACUACCAGAAGGAGGUCACAGAGGGGAAGGGCUUCAACUCCUGCGACACCUACGCCAUGGCCGCCGCCAUCGACGGCGCGCUCAUCACGGAGAGCGAGGAGGUCGCCGUGUCGGUGGAGCUGGAGGGGACCUACACCCGGGGCAUGAUGGUGCUGGACUACAUGGACCUGCUCAAGAAGAAGCACAAGGCUGUGGUGAUGAAGAAGGUGGACUUGGAGAAGUUCAAGCAAAUGUGCAUGAACUCACUCAAGUAGAAGGAUGCGAUCACAUGCUCAGGGCCUGACGUCUGUUCACCAGAAUGAAUAAAAUGGUCUUUUGUCCUUAAAAAA